Molecule: messenger RNA, 2827 nt
Organism: Magnolia sinica
Lineage: Eukaryota; Viridiplantae; Streptophyta; Magnoliopsida; Magnoliales; Magnoliaceae
Product: probable LRR receptor-like serine/threonine-protein kinase At1g56140
Exons: 21
Coding region: 78-2663 (861 amino acids)
Biological process (GO): protein phosphorylation
Molecular function (GO): protein binding; ATP binding; protein kinase activity
Source: RefSeq, a predicted model, not a curated record
UCUGUAUAUAUUGCAGGAAUGUGUCAACUAAUUCCAUAACGGGUCCCUUUCCAGCAUUCAUCGGCAACAUAACCAGCAUGCUGUACUUGGAUGUCUCAGAAAAUUACAUGACGGGUCCCUUGCCAGCAUCUAUCGGCAAUUUAAAGCACCUGAGCUACCUGAAUAUAGCCUCAAACAACUUCACUGGUUCGCUCCCACCUGAGCUGGGGAAUUUGACAAGUCUGCAAAUACUAUCCAUUGAUAGCUGUGGGCUAAGCGGCGAGAUUCCUUCAACAUUUGCCAACUUGAUUAACGUGAAUACCUUGUGGGCAUCUGAUAACAACUUCACAGGAAAAAUACCUGAUUUCAAUGGGAGUCGGGCUCUCAAUUAUUUGAUAAUGCAAGGCAAUGCUUUCGAGGGUCCCAUACCAUCCAGUUUUUCUAAUCUGACCAAACUGACCGAGUUGAGGAUCAGUGAUGUGUCUAAUGGGAGCUCCUCGUUGAAUUUUAUUGAGAAUAUGACAUCUUUACGCAUCUUAGUCCUAAGAAACAAUAUGAUUUUUGGUACUAUCCCGUCCACCAUUGGAAAACAUCAAUCGUUGCAGCAUAUGGAUUUAAGCUUCAACAAUUUAAGUGGCCCAAUUCCAGAUUCUCUCUUCAAUAUGAGUGCCCUUGUUGACCUGUUUCUUGGAAACAACAGCUUAUCUGGUACACUGCCAUCCCAAAAAAGUGAAACGCUUCGUAACAUAGAUUUAUCAUACAAUCAAUUAUCAGGAAGCUUUCCACGUUGGGUUUUGGACGGAGGCCCAAACUUGAAUUUGGUGGCUAAUAGUUUCGUAGUUGAUAGUUCCAACAGCAGGGAUUUGAGCUUGAAUUGUCUUCAGCGAAGCUCUUCAUGCUAUCAAAACUCUCAAUACCAUUCUUCAUUCGCGAUCAGGUGCGGUGGACCCUCGAUGAAAAUUAACGAUACAGAGUAUGAGGGCGACAAAGAACCUCUGGGCCCAGUAUCCUAUAAGGUGGCCAGCACAGAGAAGUGGGCCGUCAGCAAUGUCGGAAAGUUUACUGAUGAUCAAUCCAGCGACACUACUUAUUCCAGAGAAAUUAAGGAUGUUCCGAAUACAGCCGACGCAUGGCUGGUCCAGUACGCAAGGAUAUCACCAGGAUCGUUGAGAUAUUAUGGUCUGGGGCUUGAAAACGGGAACUACACUGUAAAUCUGAAAUUCGCAGAGACGGAAUUUCCAGAUUCAAAAACUGGGAAGAGCGUUGGAAAGCGCGUUUUCGAUAUUUAUCUUCAGGGCAAUCUGGCAUGGAAAGACUUUGAUAUAAAAAAAGAAGCAGGUAUUGCCUUCAAAGGCAUUGAGAAGACACAGUGGGUUAUGGUAUAUGAACAUAUUCUUGAAAUUCAUCUUCUUUGGGCUGGAAAAGGGACUUGCUGUAUACCUUCCUGGGGCACUUACGGACCCGCCAUCUCUGCCAUCCAUGUUACUCCUAAUUUCAAACCGAUUGUCGGGGCUCGACGAAAGAAGAACAAGAUUGCUUUGGCUGUUGAAAUUUUGGCUUCUGUUGUUCUGGGCAUUGUAUCUGUUUCUGUAUUUUUGAUUUGGAAAAGGAAUAAAAGGUUGAGUGUUGAUGAAGAUGAAGAGAUUUCAAGGAUGGGUCCCAGACCAAACACUUUCAGUUACCGAGAACUGAAGACUGCCACCAAAGACUUCAGUCCGGCAAAUAAGCUGGGACAGGGAGGAUUUGGGCCCGUUUUUAAGGGCAUUUUACUCGAUGGGCGGAUAGUGGCUGUAAAGCAACUCUCGGUAACAUCUCGCCAAGGAAAGAGUCAGUUUCUAGCGGAGAUUGCCACUAUAUCUGCGGUCCAACAACGAAACCUGGUGAAAUUGUACGGAUGCUGCAUCAAGGGAGCUAAUCGGCUCCUUGUUUAUGAGUAUCUAGAAAACAAGAGCCUGGAUCAAGCACUCUUUGGAGAGAGUAACUUGCAUCUGGAUUGGCAUACACGCUUUGAGAUAUGCUUGGGGACAGCAAGAGGUCUUGCUUACCUUCACGAGGAAUCCAGGCCCCGCAUUGUUCAUAGGGAUGUCAAAGCCAGUAAUAUUCUGCUUGAUGCUAAUCUCAAUCCAAAGAUAUCAGAUUUUGGUUUGGCCAAGCUCUACGAUGACAAGAUGUCCCACAUCAGUACCCGUGUCGCAGGGACAGUCGGCUACAUCGCACCAGAGUACGCCAUGCGUGGGCAUCUGACGGAGAAGGCUGAUAUAUUUGGAUUCGGAGUCGUUGCUCUGGAGAUUGUAAGCGGAAGGCCAAACCCAUGUGAGAACGUGUAUCCAGAGAAUAUGUAUCUCGUCGAAUGGGCUUGGCAUCUCCAUGAAAACAACCGCGCAUUGGAACUGGUUGAUCCAACACUAUCCAACUUCGAUGCAGAAGAGGCAGCUCGGAUGAUCGGCAUUGGUCUUCUAUGUAUCCAGGCAUCACCAUCACUACGGCCGCCCAUGUCACAGGUGAUGGCCAUGCUGCAGGGACACAUUGAAGUGGGCACCGUCACGUCAAAGCCAGGCUACUUAACUGAUUUGCCCCCCAAUUAUCCAAUCAGCUUCAUGAGUGACGGCACUCUGACAGCAUCGACUAGUGUAACUUCUAGCAGCCAAAAGUUACCACCCGGGAAUGAAAGCAUCUCACCGUGAGAACCUUUGAACUGAUGCUGCUCGAGGUUGACCGCAUCCCAUCUCUCCAUACAUGCAUAAAUAUAUGUGCAUGCAUAUAAGAUACCAUAUUUAGACGCCAGGCGGUUUGGUUGUUGGUAUUUGAUACAUGCUUUGCAUUUAUUUAAGUCACGUUUGGAUGAUAA